AUGGUUCCGCACACGUACACAUACGCGGCCUUAGAGACCCACGGGCCCACCGCCGGCCUCUUCAUUAGGCGGUAUAAUUUCUGCCUGAUGAUUAAAACGUCUCCGGUGUUGAGGAGACCUGAAGCGUUGAAUUUUUUUCUCCCUCUUCUCUUCUCUGUUCUUUUUUUUCCUUCCUUUGACAGGUGCAAGUGUAACCUUCACGCCAACAGUUGCGUGUUUGACAAAGAGAAGCUAAAUUGUGAGUGUGAGCACAACACCACGGGACCGGACUGUGGCCGCUGUAAGAGGAACUACCAGGGACGGACGUGGAGCGCAGGAUCUUAUCUUCCAAUCCCCAAGGGCACGGCAAAUACCUGCAUCCCCAGUAACAUUGGUCCAGUUAUUCGGCCGAAUGUCUCAUCCCUAGGUGUUGCUAACCGAAACCAAGCCCGAGUGUGUGACAACGAGCUGCUGCGCUGUCAGAACGGUGGUGUUUGUCUGAACAACCUGCGGUGCCAGUGUACCCCGGUCUACACGGGCCUGCUGUGUGAGAAGCCCCGCUGUGAGUCGGAGCUGGGGAGCUGUGGUGGGCCCAACUCGGGUCAAGCCGCCCUCUCGCCUACAUCGCUCCCCACCCUGCUGCUGCUCCUGCUGGGCUGGAUGCUGCUUAGAGGGGCCUCCUACUGGCCCUGGCCUACUCUGCUCUGAGAACCAUAGACCUACUCUCUAUUAUGAACUGGUGGAGCGUACUGCCCAAUAAUCAACUACAACAACAACCAGAACUACAACUACAACCAGAACUACAACACCCAUGAGUUUAUUCUACUGUACUGUAAUGUACUGUACGAGCUGUCCACCAGACACAGCAAGGACACACACUGUCUGUAAGGAAAUGUGCCAGAAAGAACGGAAAACUUUAAUUUAAGGAAAUAAAAUAAAAGUAUAUAUAGAAAUUAGAGUAAAUACCAGAUAUUUAAAAAAAGAGUUUAACUUGAGCAUUUGCUUCAUAAAAAGUCAAACCAGUCCGACCACGGAGACCAGUGACCUAAGCCAUACCAGAGACUUUUCCCCCUUACUGUCAAAAGGUGGGACUGGGGAUGACAGACACUUUACUCACUUCCUCUCUUAUCGCCACGGCAACAGCAGCUGUGAACCAAUCAGCGGCAGCACGCUCUAGAUAGCAAGGCCAGCAGCUGCUAGCUGCCCCUGUUCCCAGGGGUUUGAUGCUGGCUGCACUGAACUGCUUCUGGGCUGAACUGACUGGCUAACUGACUGGCUAACUGACUGGCUAACUGACUGGCUGACUGACUGGCUGACUACAUAAAACUGUCCCUAUCCGUGCUGAUUUGAAAAAUAAAUAAAAAAGAGAAAUCGAGCCGGAGGAAAAAUAAUAAAAUAAAAAAGGAAAUGUAAGCAUUCUUUGCUGUCAGUAUAUUGUGGAUAUAAGGUAAUCCAUCCAGACUGCCACAAAUCUUACCCAAGUCUGUCUCUCUGUCUCUCUCUCUCUCUCAUUUUCUUAUUCUGUCCCCCUCUCUCUCUCUCUCUCUCUCUCUCUCUCUCUCUCUCUCUCUCUCUCUCUCUCUCUCUCUCUCUCUCUCUCCUUUUCUUAUUCUGUCUCUCUCUCUUUCUCUCUCUCUCUCUCUCUCUCUCUCUCUCUAUCUCCUUUUCUUAUUCUGUCCCUCUCUCUCUAUUUAUCUCUGUCUCUCUCUCUCUCCUUUCUUAUUCUGUCCCUCUCUCUCUCUCUCUCCUUUUCUUAUUCUGUCUCUCUCUCUCUCGCCUUUCUUAUUCUGUCCCUCUCUCUGUCUAUCUCUCUCUGUCUCUCUCUCUCCUUUUCUUAUUCUGUCUCUCUCUCUCUCUCUCUCUCUCUCUCUCUCUCUCUCUCUCUCUCUCUCUCUCUCUCUCUCUCUCUCUCUCUCUCUCCUUUUCUUAUUCUGUCCCUCUCUCUCUCUAUUUAUCUCUGUGUCUCUCUCUCUCCUUUUCUUAUUCUGUCCCUCUCUCUGUCUCUCUCUCUCCUUUUCUUAUUCUGUCCCCCUCUCUCUCUCUCUCUCUCUCUCUCUCUCUCUCUCUCUCUCUCUCUCUCUCUCUCUCUCUCUCUCUCUCUCCUUUUCUUAUUAUGUCUCUCUCUCUCUCCUUUUCUUAUUAUGUCUCUCUCUCUCUCUCCUUUUCUUAUUAUGUCUCUCUCUCUCUCUCCUUUUCUUAUUCUGUCCCUCUCUCUCUCUCUCCUUUUCUUAUUCUGUCCCUCUCUCUCUCUCUCCUUUUCUUAUUCUGUCCCUCUCUCUGUCUCUCUCUCUCUCUCUCUCUCUUUCAUUUUCUUAUUCUGUCCCUCUCUCUGUCUCUCUCUCUCUCUCCUUUUCUUAUUAUGUCCCUCUCUCUGUCUCUCUCUCUCUCUCCUUUUCUUAUUAUGUCCCUCUCUCUGUCUCUCUCUCUCUCUCCUUUUCUUAUUCGGUCCCUCUCUCUGUCUCUCUCUCUCUCCUUUUCUUUUUCUGUCCCUCUCUCUCUCUCUCCUUUUCUUAUUCUGUCCCUCUCUCUGUCUCUCUGUCUCUCUCUCUCUAUUUAUCUUUCUGUCUUCCUGUUCCUACUUCUCUAUCUCUCUCCCUAUAUUCCUCAGCUGUCCCCCUCACCUCCCUCCAGCUCUACCCAGCCCCUCCCCCCAGUCCUACCCAGCCCCUCCCUCCAGUCCUACCCAGCCCCUCCCUCCAGUCCUACCCAGCCCCUCCCUCCAGUCCUACCCAGCCCCUCCCUCCAGUCCUACCCAGCCCCUCCCUCCAGUCCUACCCAGCCCCUCCCUCCAGUCCUACCCGGCCCCUCCAUCCAGUCCUACCCAGCCCCUCCCUCCAGUCCUACCCCGCCCCUCCCUCCAGUCCUACCCAGCCCCUCCCUCCAGUCCUACCCAGCCCCUCCCUCCAGUCCUACCCAGCCCCUCCAUCCAGUCCUACCCAGCCCCUCCCUCCAGUCCUACCCAGCCCCUCCCUCCAGUCCUACCCAGCCCCUCCCUCCAGUCCUACCCAGCCCCUCCCUCCAGUCCUACCCAGCCCCUCCCUCCAGUCCUACCCAGCCCCUCCCUCCAGUCCUACCCAGCCCCUCCCUCCAGUCCUACCCAGCCCCUCCAUCCACUGACCUGUGCUUUUGUGAACGUUACUCUGUAACCCUUGUCGGUUGAAAGAUAUUUUGUCGGUUGAAAGAUAUUUUGUCGGUUGAAAGAUAUUUUGUCAGUUGAAAGAUAUUUUGUCCAAUGUUAGUGACGCACAUGUGUAAUACCUUCCAAAAGAAAUCUGACCAUCUGUAUACUUAUUUUACCUGAUACCUUUGGUCAAAGUGUGUGUUCACUUGAGCUGACAGUGCUAAAGGAAUCAUCAGUUAUUUUCAGAGCAAAAACAACAUGUAAUAACUUAUUUUGUACUAUUGACCAAGCAGUGUUAAAAAGGCAACUUGUUACUGUGUCUACUCCAGAUGAAAACUACUGUAAAAUGUUUCAAUUUUUGUUAUUUCCUUUUGGUGGGGCAGAGUUUCCUCAGUAUUGGCAACGUGUUGACAUCAAAUUAUAUCGGUUUAUAUCUACAGUAUACUACAGUGUAAUGAGAUCCCACCAAAGGACAUUCUAAAUGUUUUACUUGUUGCUUUAAUACUGGAACAAUUUAAGUGAAUAAAAGUUUAAAGAAAUAA
Messenger RNA from Salvelinus fontinalis (brook trout), 3642 nucleotides. Its product is annotated as netrin-G1-like. Lineage: Eukaryota; Metazoa; Chordata; Actinopteri; Salmoniformes; Salmonidae. The coding region runs from base 1 to 687 and encodes 228 amino acids. The record is from RefSeq and is a predicted model, not a curated record. The transcript has 5 exons. Gene Ontology annotation, molecular function: cell-cell adhesion mediator activity.